Molecule: messenger RNA, 2042 nt
Organism: Ruditapes philippinarum (Manila clam)
Lineage: Eukaryota; Metazoa; Mollusca; Bivalvia; Venerida; Veneridae
Product: E3 ubiquitin-protein ligase TRIM71-like
Exons: 2
Coding region: 138-1826 (562 amino acids)
Biological process (GO): positive regulation of DNA-templated transcription
Cellular component (GO): nucleoplasm; chromatin
Molecular function (GO): ubiquitin-protein transferase activity
Source: RefSeq, a predicted model, not a curated record
CACAGGAAAUACUAAAUCAAGUAGUUUUACCACUUCACUUGAAACAAUGAAACUUUAGAAAUAGUGUAUAUUAUAAUGCAAAUUAAACUAUUUUAUCUCAAAAGUAACGAUUUGUGAGACAAGCGAAGAAGGAGAACAUGGCAGUAGACGGUCGUAAAAUGAGACAAUCUUUGUGUCAAGGUUCUGACAUAGAACAUGAUUUUCCGUGUGUACCGUGCACUAAAAAAGGGAAGAAUGUAGCUGCUAUCAAACACUGUGUGGAAUGUGGUGAAAACCUUUGUCAAAAAUGUGUUGGUGAUCACAAUAAGUUUUCAGCUAUGAGAGGUCAUCAGUUACUAGACACGGUGAAACAUCCGAGCGGGAAAAAGCAAGAAUUACCAAGUCAAAAAUGUGAAAAACAUGGAGGAAAAUUGAUAGAUGUCUACUGCCCUUGCCAUGAUAAGGUUGGCUGCUCAACUUGUAUGACUGUUGGACACAGUGGCUGUAAAGACAUUACCUUCAUACCUGACCUAGCAUGUAAAACUGGCACCACUCAGGCAAUAAAGAUCCUCGAAACCGAAAUAAACACACUAGAAUCCCGCUUCAUGACGUUAAAACAAAACAAAGCAAGGGAACUGGAAAGUGCAAGGAAAGAAAAAUUGCAAUUGAUUCAAGAAAUAAAAUCAGAAAGGAAAAAUAUCAACGACCGUUUGGACAAGAUGGAAAUGGAACUUCUUCAAGAAGUCGAUGCGACUUUUCAGAUCAAAUUGCAACAUCUAGAGUCAAGCAUGAAGAAAGUUGAUGCGCGGAUUGCUAUACUAGAAGAAAGUCUUCAGAAGAUAACUACUGCUAAACAUGAAAACGAAUCAGAAAAAUAUGUACAGAUACAACUUGUCAAAGAGAAAUAUCAAAAUACUAUCGAUUGUUUAAAAGAAUUCAAAAGGGCAAACGAGACAGGCAAAUUAAGGUUUGAUCCAUAUCGACGUGGGACUGAUUCGAAAUGCAACACUAUUGGAAACAUACUUCAUCUGCCAGCCAUUGAAGUAGGAAAAUGUACUGAAUUUAAUGUACGGAUAGCAGAUGACAAGAAGAAGAGCGAUAUAAUUGAAAUGUGUAUGUGUGAAGACGGUUGUAUUGUUAUGACUGAUUACAACAACAAGAGGAUUAAGAAAAUGAAUGAAUCAUUCCAGGUCGUAUAUUCACUCAAUGUCGCUGACAACCCUUAUGGGAUUUGCCAAGUGGGAACGUCAUUGCUUGCCGUUACACUGAUUAAUGAUAGAAAAGUUCAGUUUAUCUCUCAAAAGGAUACAAUGGAGUUGCAACAGUCGUUCAAAGUCGGUGAUAGAUGUCGGGGUAUUGCUUACAAUGACGGGAUGAUCUAUGUUUGUUGUGGCGGAUCAGAAAAACGUAAAGAAGGUGUUGGUCAUAUUGAGGUAUAUUCACUUACUGGAAAAAUGGUAACAUCAUACUAUGGUGAGAUAAAAUGUCCUGUAGGUGUAGCAUUCCCGAUUUCGACAGUGGAUAUUUUUGUGAGUGACGCGUAUAAAGGUAUCUUUCUCAUAGACAAAACGCGAGGCAUGACAAACAUUAAUGUAGAUAACAACGUAUUCUCUCAUGCUGAAGGUAUCUGUAAGAUAAACAAGAGUCAGUUCUGUGUUGCUUUUAAUUUAUCACACAAUGUUCUUUUGAUGUCACAUGACGGGAAGGAUCGAGUAGAACUAUUGACAGGAAAAAAUGGUAUAAAAAAUCCUAUAGGUCUGUGUUUCGAUUACAAAAGGUCUAGGCUUCUUGUCUCCAGCGAUACAAGUGACAAAAUAAUGGUUUAUACUUUAAAAGUAACUUAUUAAUUUGUCUAUAAGGAAAACAAACGGUGUGAUGUUAGAGUGUUUUCGAGUUGAAAUUUGAUCAAAUUACCGUUUGUGAAAUAUGGAAGGUAUGUGUCACUGAAAAUAUUUUGUCUGGUGAAAAAAAAAUGUUUUAACACUCUGCUGCAAAAAUAUAGUUGAUGAUAAGAUAAAUAUUAAUUUCAAUUAUCUGAUCGGUGUUUGCUGUCGUUUUGUAUG